Molecule: messenger RNA, 408 nt
Organism: Solanum pennellii
Lineage: Eukaryota; Viridiplantae; Streptophyta; Magnoliopsida; Solanales; Solanaceae
Exons: 1
Coding region: 1-408 (135 amino acids)
Source: RefSeq, a predicted model, not a curated record
AUGGCACAGGCCAUCACGAUGCAGGCUCAGGCUAUGACUGCCCAAGUCAAUUGGCAGGAAGUUCAGAGGGAGAACCCAUCAGUUCGCAGCAUGGCUGACAGCCUGCGAAAUUUCACAAGGAUGAAUCCUCCUAUAUUCAGAGGGGCUAACACAUCGGACGAUCCUCAAGAGUUUGUAGAUGAGGUGCAUAAGAUCCUAGUGGAUAUGGGGACUACUGAUAUUGAUAAGGCUGAGCUGGCUUCCUAUCAGCUCAAGGAUGUUGCACAAACAUGGUGCAAAAUCUGGACAGCUAGUCGUGUCUUAGAUGGAGUGCCAAUCACAUGGGAGCUGUUCAAGACAGCAUUUCUGGAGAGAUUCUUCCCCAGAGAGAUGAAGGACUCCAAGGUUGAAGAGUUCAUCAACCUUUAA